UAUAUCUUAGUCCUGUGCUUUCUUUGUUUACACUUCCGAUUGGUGGUCGAAUUCUACAGUCGACCAUGAGAGCUCUCUUUCCGGGUGUUUGCCUGUUACUUUUUGGGCUCGCCGCGGGCUCUUUCCGGGUCCGCGUGCCCCCACACGAGCAGGUCGCCCGGGUCGCCCGCUUCGUCGCCCACCAAUGCGACUGGGCUUCCAUGGCCACCAUCAGCAGCCACAAGCCGGUGGUGGGGCAGCCUUUCUCCAACGUGUUCUCGGUGAGCGACGGGCCACCGGGCUUCAGCUCCGGCGUGCCGUACAUGUACUUGACCCGCAUGGAGAUCUCCGUGCAGGACCUGGAGGUCAACCAGCAGGCAUCUUUGUCAAUGUCUCUGGCUCAGACGGCCUACUGCCGCCAGCAGGGCUUCGACCCUCAGAGUCCUCUGUGCGCCCACAUCAUCCUGUCCGGAUCUGUGCUGGAGGUGAACAGCACAGAGGCAGAGUUUGCAAAGAAAGCCCUCUUCACUCGACACCCCGAGAUGAUCGACUGGCCCUCUGACCAUGACUGGUUCUUUGCCAAGUUCAACAUCACACAGGUGUGGGUGCUGGAUUAUUUUGGCGGGGUGAAGACAGUCAGUCCGGAGGAAUACUACCAAGCCUCUCCCAACUAAUACGCACAAAUGACGUUUAUGGGGGCUUAGUGUGUUCUUUGCAGUGAAUCAUAUUGUGAAUUCCUUCCAGUGAAUCCACUUAUCUUCUAUGAUUUCUGAGUGCCAUACAUACAGCAGCAACAGGAGUGAUGGGAUUGGCUUGCUAUAACUAUUGGAAGACAGCGUACAAUUGAAAUGAGGUGUUGUGGGAGUGGAAAUUGAUACAGGCACGCAGGGACGCCCAU
Molecule: messenger RNA, 877 nt
Organism: Hippocampus comes (tiger tail seahorse)
Lineage: Eukaryota; Metazoa; Chordata; Actinopteri; Syngnathiformes; Syngnathidae
Gene: creg1
Product: cellular repressor of E1A-stimulated genes 1
Exons: 4
Coding region: 66-653 (195 amino acids)
Source: RefSeq, a predicted model, not a curated record